AUGUCACCUACGCCGCCCUCUACAACGCCGUCGAGCGGGAGCGCUCACUCGCCUGAUUUCAGAGUCAUCCGCAAACGCAAUCGAGUCCCACUUUCAUGCGCUCCUUGCCGCCAUAGGAAGUUAAAAUGCAAUCGCUCAAACCCGUGCGAGAAUUGCGUCAAACGGGGAGAUGCGCACUCGUGCUCAUACGCACAAGUGAGCACCCGGAAGAAGAAUAUUCAACAACAGACAACGCCGACUUCGCCUGAUGAUAUGCAAAAUCGUAUUGACCGGCUGGAGGGCUUGGUUUUGUCGCUGAUGACAAACGGUGCGCAGUCGGCGGGCCCCGCGGCUGCUAUGGCGACGAUCUCUGGAGAUAGUAGUGCGGGGUCUACGGGACUCUCUCAUGAGCUGGAUCUUGAUGAUGAUCAUGGUGCGGAAGAGAGUGAUACGGAGCAGGUAACGAAGUCAUUUGGUGUGAUGAAAAUGGACAAUAACAAGUCCUACUAUAUCAGCGACGCACACUGGGCCUCUGUAUUAAAUGAUAUCACCGAGGUGCGAAAUUUCUAUACGACACAUAAAAAACAGUUUGAGGAGCAAGCAGAAAAGGUCAAGGCUUCUCGUCCAGAGACGGAUGUCCCUGGGUCAACACUGUUAUUCGGGGUCAUGAAACCUCUCAGUCGACCUGAAAUUCUGUCUUCUUUGCCUUCCAAAUACAUGACCGAUCUUCUUGUUGCUCGUUACUUCAACACGUAUGAUCCUGCUACCCAUAUCCUUCAUGGCCCCACAUUCCAAGCACAAUACAACAGGCACUGGGAGGACCCUUCUCGAACUGAAAUUGUGUGGAUUGCUAUGCUGUUUGCCAUGAUGAGAUUGGCCAUGCUCUCAUAUCACCGAGAAGGUGACGAGCCUCCUGAGUUCAGAGGCAAGGCCAUUGAUAUGGCCAGCUCCUUCCGAAACUCAGUUGCAGAGUGUCUGACUUUGGCGGAUUACACAAAACCACACCCGUACCUGAUUGAGUCUCUAAUUUUUCAUGUACAUGGAGACUUUUCACAGACCCGGGAAGCAGAUGUAUCAGUGUGGGUUCUAACAGGUGUGGUUGCCCGUCUGGCGAUGCGGAUGGGAUACCACCGAGACUCGAAAGUUUUCCCAAACAUCACACCUUUCCAGGGUGAGAUGCGACGGCGGGUGUGGUCGUUUGUCCGGUCAGCAGAUGUGCUUUUUUCAUUCCAAGUUGGCAUGCCGAGUAUGCUGCGGGCAGCUGACAGUGAUACGGACCUGCCGCAGAAUUUGUAUGAUGAUGACUUUGAUGAAGACUCCAAAGAACUGCCCCAAGCUCGACAGCUGAGCGAGCCAACACCCAUUUCGUACCUGAUAACCAAGGCGCGUCUGGUGUUUGCGUUUGGCCGUGUCAAUGAGCAUGCUUCGUCGAUUGCCAAUGCUUCAUAUGACAAAACUAUGGAGCUUGAUGCGGAUCUCCGGCACGCUAGGGACCUGAUCCCUGACCACUUACGUCUCCGCCCGCUGGAAGACUGUCAGUUAGAUCCGGUGCAAUUGAUAAUGUCCCGCUAUUCAGUGAACAUGGUCUACCACAAGGCACAAAUUGUGCUGCAUAGACCAUACCUCGUCCGUGCACGGGAAAACCCCCGCUUCACCUACUCUCGACGAACAUGUAUCGAUUCAGCCAUGGAGAUGCUCGGAGCACAGUCAAUCCUUCACACAGAAUCGCAGAGUGGACGUUUCCGCGACCGCCCACUCAUAGUCACAUCCCUCAGCUCAGCAGACUUCCUUCUGGCCGCGUCAAUUGUCAGUCUUGAUUUGUACCAUGGGUACACACUGCAAGCGUCGGGCCGACCUUCUGGUGACACGUAUACUUGGGGCCAUGAACGCCGCGAGGAGAUGACCGCAGCAAUCCAACGCUCGAAAGAGAUUUGGGAUGAAAUGCGUGACAAGAGCAUGGAGGCCUUUAAAGCCAGUAGUAUACUCGGCGUGAUGCUUGGCAAGCUGCAUAGCAGCGUCCCGGGGCUUGAGAAUAGCACCGCAAACAACAUUUUUGAGCCACAGGAUGAGAAGCAGAACGCUGCUAUGACGCUGGGUCUGUUGAGUAGUGGAAUGAGCCCCAUGAACUCGGGCCUCUCUCCGUUCUCGGAUCCAGCCAUGAGAAUGACUGAUUCACCAAUGCCUGCCGGCGUGGGUCUGGGCGCGGGCGCCUCGGCUGAAAUGCUUGGUGGGCCUCUUUCACCUUUCAGUAGCAUGUUCGGCCAGAUGCCGGACAUGCAGGCUAAUCUUGACUGGGAGGCUUGGGAUACCUAUAUUCAAAACCCUAACCAAUUUGGCGCUUCGAAUCAGUUCUGGCCCAUGAUGGAUCCCUCAGGACAAACUGUACAACCUGCCGGAUUGACCCAGCCUCAGAUACCAAAUCCACUCGGGACAUCACGAGCACCGAAUGGUAUGCCGACUACGCAGAACGAUAUUGGCGCUGGCCGAGUACCAAAUAUGUUCUCGCCACCAAACAGCGAGAGAAACGACUCCUCUGCGACUGGGUUCACACCCAUGUCUCAGCCAGCUAGUUCUGGCCGGAGCCAAGGAUCCAUUUAG
This is a messenger RNA of Penicillium pulvis, 2577 nucleotides long. RefSeq lists its product as uncharacterized. Lineage: Eukaryota; Fungi; Ascomycota; Eurotiomycetes; Eurotiales; Aspergillaceae. Gene Ontology annotation, cellular component: nucleus. The record is from RefSeq and is a predicted model, not a curated record. The transcript is spliced from 4 exons. The coding region runs from base 1 to 2577 and encodes 858 amino acids. Gene Ontology annotation, biological process: regulation of transcription by RNA polymerase II; DNA-templated transcription. Gene Ontology annotation, molecular function: DNA-binding transcription activator activity, RNA polymerase II-specific; RNA polymerase II cis-regulatory region sequence-specific DNA binding; zinc ion binding.